AUGGGCUCAACAACGCCUUUGGAAGAUGCCAUUCGCGCCAAGCUGACUGCAGCGCUCUGCCCUCUGACGCUGGAAAUCUACAAUGACUCGCACCUCCACGCCCACCACAAGGCCAUGGCAGGCAACAUCUCCAAGGAGACGCACUUCCGGCUAGUCAUUAUUUCCGAUGUAUUUGCCUCCAAGAUGCAGCCUGCACGCCAUCGAAUGGUCUACGCCCUGCUGCGAGAUGAAAUGGCCCUGGAGGGAGGCAUCCACGCUCUUCAGCUCAAGACUUUGACCCCUGAGGAAGAGAAGCGCCUGCAGAAGAAAAAGGCAGCCGAAGCA
Molecule: messenger RNA, 324 nt
Organism: Trichoderma atroviride IMI 206040
Lineage: Eukaryota; Fungi; Ascomycota; Sordariomycetes; Hypocreales; Hypocreaceae
Biological process (GO): [4Fe-4S] cluster assembly
Cellular component (GO): mitochondrial matrix
Source: RefSeq, a predicted model, not a curated record